This is a messenger RNA of Alosa sapidissima (American shad), 2211 nucleotides long. RefSeq names its product coagulation factor IXa (gene f9a). Gene Ontology annotation, cellular component: extracellular region. Bases 73 to 1719 code for a protein of 548 amino acids. The transcript is spliced from 7 exons. Gene Ontology annotation, molecular function: calcium ion binding; serine-type endopeptidase activity. The record is from RefSeq and is a predicted model, not a curated record. Lineage: Eukaryota; Metazoa; Chordata; Actinopteri; Clupeiformes; Clupeidae. Gene Ontology annotation, biological process: blood coagulation; proteolysis.
AGACAGUUGUACUUUGGAGCAUCGGGUCAAGUGAUCCCCAACUGUCCAUAUAGCUGAUGUCAACUAUCAGGAAUGGCCGCUUUCCCCCUGCUCCUCAUCGGUGCUGUGCUCCUACAGGAGCUGCCGCCAGCAUACACCGCAGGACUAUUCCGCUCCAGACCAGAGGCUAGUGGUGUGCUUCGGAGGCAGAAGCGGCACAACUCAGGCUUUUUUGAGGAGUUUAUGGAAGGCAACAUAGAACGCGAGUGCAUUGAAGAAGUCUGUGACCUGGAGGAGGCCAGAGAGGUCUUUGAGAAUGACGAGAAGACGAUGGUCUUUUGGCAGAGCUACUUAGAUGGAGACCAGUGUAAAUCAUCUCCGUGCAAGAAUGGAGGGUCCUGUGAGGACCAGAUGGGGGCAUAUAUUUGUAAAUGUAGGACAGGUUACGUUGGGAGUGACUGUGAGAUUGAGCUGGCCAGGCAGUGUGAUGUGGACAAUGGCGGCUGCAUGCACUUCUGUGACGUGGUGGGAAGGCAUGGAGCGGAGUGCCACUGCGCUACUGGCUACAAGCUGGCCGAGGACGGGGUGACCUGUGAGCCAGAGGGAGAUUGGCCAUGUGGCUAUGACAAGAGGGUUGUCCGUCUGAGUGGUGCGGUGCGAACACUGCAGACCAACUCCACCAACUCCACCAACACCACCAACACCACUCUCUCAAGUCCUCUCAACAGCACCACGGACACCAUCACCACCACGGACACCAUCACUAUCACGGCCACCAACGUCUUCCCCAUCUCUGGCACCCAAGGGGGCAGACUGGUGCCCUCGCACAGCAAGUUACCCAAGUGGGUGCACCAGAGUCAGCAGCCCGCAACAGCACGACCGGAGACCCAGCCACCCAUCACCAACACCACACCAGCUCCUACGGACACCCAGCCACCCAUGACCAACACCGACGACUCCUCUACCGGCAAGAACAAUCAUUUGCGCAUUGUUGGUGGGGAAGAGGUCACACCUGGGGAGAUUCCAUGGCAGGUGGCGCUGGUGAUGCGCUCCACGGGGGCGGUGUUCUGCGGGGGCUCCAUCGUGGGGGAGGAGUGGGUGGUCACUGCUGCUCACUGUCUGGUGGACGCACCGGAGCGAUCGUUCUUUGUCAGAGUGGGUGAGCAUGAUGUCCACAGGACUGAGGGACACGAACAGGACCUGGAAGUGUCCAAGCGCCACGUCCACCCUCUCUACGCGCCGGCUCAGAACGCCUAUAACCACGACGUGGCGCUGCUGCGUCUGGCCACCCCCAUCAAAUUCUCCCAGUAUGCCCGGCCCAUCUGCCUGGGGCCCAAGACCUUCACGGAGUCCCUGCUCCGCUCUGGGGACGAGGCCACGGUCAGUGGCUGGGGCCGCAUGCGCUACCAGGGCCAGACGUCCAGCCGGCUGCAGAAGGUGGAGCUGCCCUAUGUGGAGCGCACGCAGUGCAAGGAAAGCAGCAGCGACCGCAUCACCUACUUCAUGUUCUGCUCCGGCUACUCUCACAUGGCCAGGGACGCGUGCCAGGGCGACAGCGGGGGCCCCCACACCAUGCGCUACCGGGAGACCUGGUUCCUGACGGGCAUCGUGAGCUGGGGCGAGGAGUGUGCCAAGCAGGGCAAGUACGGUGUGUACACGCGCAUCUCACACUACUACAGCUGGAUGCGCUACGUCAUGGGUCUGAGCAGAAAGAUGCUUGUGAACAUGGUGGACCCAUAACCCUACUCCCCCCCCCCCCCCUCCAUUUGACUUUCUAGAGUCCAACUGCGUCUCCCUGCACUGUGUGUGAAGGACUAAUACAUAUUGCAGUAGCUUUAUAAAUGGUGAUUCAUCUCAAUCCUGGAGUAAAUAUGGCUUUAUAUAUUAAGAAAAAGAAUUACCCCAUUUGAAAUGGAAUGCAGGCGUGUAUUUGAUAUUUGUCUGUAAGAUAUGGAUUAAAAAAUCUAAAUGGCCUCACAUUGAGCUGAUUUGUCUUCUGACAGACCCCAUUGAUUACAAUGCUUCAUGUUCUGUGGGGGGACAGAAUAACAUGACAGAUUUAUAAUGCAGAUAUACAUGUACAGUGUGAUCAUUCAUCCAUGAGAAGUAUUACACACUUCAGUGUGCACACUAGGGUUCAGUACCCACAGGUAUACACAGAGGGCAUCCAUCACUGAAGGAGGCCAGACCCUAUCAGUCGUCACAUUAAAUUGUUUUGUCAUGAGUCAUUAA